This is a messenger RNA of Procambarus clarkii (red swamp crayfish), 1917 nucleotides long. RefSeq names its product leukocyte elastase inhibitor. Lineage: Eukaryota; Metazoa; Arthropoda; Malacostraca; Decapoda; Cambaridae. The record is from RefSeq and is a predicted model, not a curated record. Gene Ontology annotation, molecular function: serine-type endopeptidase inhibitor activity.
GCGGUGGGUCCGGCUCCGGCAGCUGGCGGCCAGUUGUCUGGUGGCUGCCACCAAGCUUACGGUACUGGUUUCUCCCCUAUAUAUAGCUAUAUAUAUAUAUAUAUACACGCCCUGUGUCCAGUUCUUUUUCUUCGAGUCUUGCUCCUCGCUCCUUAUUGUACUGUUUUCUGGAACCAAUUAUAGCUCUAGCAGCAUGAAUCCAGCAGAAUCUGUAAAAGAAGCCCCUUCAUAUGAACACCACAAAGAGGUCAUCAGCCUUGCUGCCAGUCAGAAUAAGUUCACUCGUGACUUAUAUAUGAAACUGGCCGAGAAGAGUUCGGGAAAUGUGUUCUUCUCUCCCUUGAGCAUCAUGACAGCCUUGGGGAUGACGUACACCGGGGCGUCUGGCAACACUGCCAGGGAGAUGAGGUCUCUCAUGCAUCUCUCACAGGAUAAUGAUGCUCUCCUUAAUGCCUUUCAUGACCUUGUUAAAGACUUCAAGAGAGAAGUUGCUGACUAUGAGCUGAGGACAUCCAACAUGGCGUAUGUUUCUGAGAAGAUGACUCUGCUGAGUGACUUUGACCACAUGCUAAGAGAGAAGUUUCUCACUUCUUGCAAGACUGUGAACUUUGAUGAGGACGAGGCGGUGCGUCAAGAGAUCAACGCCGCUGUGGAAAAGGAAACAAAUGCACGCAUUAAAGACCUCAUUCCUCAAGGGUUCUUCUCUAACUUGACGAGGAUGGUGCUGGUAAAUGCAGUUUACUUUAAGGGAUCAUGGGAGCAGCAGUUCAUGGAGAGUGAGACAUUUGAGGAAAACUUUUGGAUAACAGAAAAUGAAAGCAUCAUGGUGCCAAUGAUGCACAUUAAGGAAGACUUCCGCAUGAUGCACAACAAAGACCUCGGGGCAAAACUUCUUGCAAUGGACUAUAAGGGAUCAAGGCUGAGCAUAGUAUUUGUGUUGCCAGACAAGCGUGAUGGACUUCCAGAGAUUGAGACCAAUCUGGACAGUUUAGAUUUAAACAACAUUGAUACGCUGAUGACAGUUGAAGUGAAAGUUACUUUACCCAAGUUUAAACUGGAAGAAUCAUUGGAUUUAGUCAGUCAUCUGAGAGAGAUGGGAGUGAGGGAUCUAUUUGAUGAAGGAAGCUGUGAUUUAUCCAGGAUCACAGGAAACAGAAACCUUUAUGUUUCAAAAGUGGUCCACAAAGCUUUCUUGGAGGUCAACGAGAAGGGCAGUGAAGCAGCUGCGGCUACAGGUAUGGGGAUGGUGACUUUUUGUUACCGUCCGAAUCCUGCCGUCUUCGUUGCUGACCAUCCAUUCAUGUUCUACAUUAUAGACCGAAGAGCAGGAAUAGUGGUGUUUGCCGGCAGGUUUGUGGUUCCCUAAUCACUCUCUGCCAGGGAGGAUCAGCGAUGGUUGUUAAGCUUACAGUGUGUUAGUGUCAUGAUGGUAUCCAUGUUUGUAUAAAGCUUAUGAAGGAAAUAUUUCAUUUGCAGAUUAGAUUAAAUAAAUAUACGUUCAUGCCAGAAUAAAAUAUAGUGGUCUGCAUCCUCAGCUUGCAUCCAAAGAUCCGAGGCUCGAUCCCCGGGCAGAACUGAGACGCAUUUCGAACGUUCCCUUUCACCUGAUGCCUCUGUGCACCGAGCAGUAUAUAGGUACCUGGGAUUUAGUCAACUGUUGUGGGUUGUAUCAUGGGUAAGGUCAUCAGUAGUAGGCUUCGUGUCCCUGACACUGGGGAACCACAUAGUUGAGGUGACUCCUGGGGGAUCGCGGCCUGUGUUGGGUGUAGUUCACAUUAUUACAUGAUUUAACUAAUAUAAACUUUGUUAUUGUUCACAAUGCUAAGUGUCAAUAUUUGUUCAAUAUGACGUGACUUAUUACUUUAUUACUUAAGUGGUAAUAAACUACUGUAGCAGUAAAUAAACUGUAGUACACAA